This is a messenger RNA of Salvelinus namaycush (lake trout), 1341 nucleotides long. RefSeq names its product very-long-chain (3R)-3-hydroxyacyl-CoA dehydratase-like. NCBI's taxonomy places the organism in Eukaryota, Metazoa, Chordata, Actinopteri, Salmoniformes, Salmonidae. Gene Ontology annotation, cellular component: endoplasmic reticulum membrane. Gene Ontology annotation, biological process: sphingolipid biosynthetic process; fatty acid elongation; very long-chain fatty acid biosynthetic process. The transcript is spliced from 11 exons. The record is from RefSeq and is a predicted model, not a curated record. Gene Ontology annotation, molecular function: 3-hydroxyacyl-CoA dehydratase activity. The coding region runs from base 110 to 1192 and encodes 360 amino acids.
GCCUCUAGCCAGCUGUCCGAAUGAAUGAGGCGGAGGAUCUCCAUCAUUGCUUCUCAGUGAUAUAACAGCAAGGAUAUUCAUUUCACUAACAGUAUCUUUAGAUAUCACAAUGCAGACCCUCACACCCCACGUGUAUUGGGCACAGCGGCAUGGAGACAUCUACCUGCGUGUGGAGCUGAGUGACGCUAAGAAUCUUGAUAUCUGCGUGCAAAACAACACCCUGCAAUUCAAAGCUCAGGGUCAUGGAGCUAAAGGAGACAAUGACUAUGAGUUCAGUCUGGACUUCCUGGAACCAGUAAAACCUGAGGUUAGUCACAGGUCGACCCAGCGCCUGGUAAAUGUGACAGUGAGGAAGCAAGAGCAGCGUUGGUGGGAUAGACUCACUCUGCAGGAGAGGAAACCUCUCUUCCUGACGCCAGACUUCGACCGUUGGCUCGACGAAUCAGACGCGGAGAUGGAGCUUCAGGCUAAGGAAGAGGAGAAGAUAAACAAGGUCAGCAUCGAGUCAAGAAUCCAUAAAGACCCCUACCUGGGUCUAAAGAAGGGCUAUCUGUUCAUGUACAACCUGGUCCAGUUCCUGGGCUUCUCCUGGAUCUUUGUCAACAUGACCGUCCGUCUCUUCAUCCUGGGACAAGACUCGUUCUAUGACACGUUCCACACCAUUGCUGACAUGAUGUACUUCUGUCAGAUGAUGGCCGUAGCAGAGGUCAUGAACCCUCUAGUGGGUCUGGUCAAGACAGGGGUGUUCCCAGCUAUGAUCCAGGUGGUGGGUAGGAACGUAAUCCUGUUUGUGAUCUUCGGUAGUCUGGAGGAGAUGCAGAACAAAGCAGUGGUCUUCUUCGUCUUCUACCUCUGGAGCACCAUAGAGAUCUUCAGGUAUCCAUUCUACAUGCUGGCCUGCAUCGACACAGACUGGAAGCUGCUGACCUGGCUCAGAUACUCCAUCUGGAUGCCCCUCUACCCUCUGGGGGUGCUGGCAGAGGCUGUAGCUGUGAUCCAGUCCCUGCCUAUCUUCGAUGAGACCCGUCUGUACAGCAUCCCUCUACCUACGGUCCUGGGCUCGUCCGUCAGCUUUUCCUUCACUCUGAAGAUCUACCUGGUCCUCAUGUUCCUCGGCCUGUUCAUCAACUUCCGCCACCUGUUUCGCCAGAGGAGGAGACGAAUGCGCUCCAGGAAGAGGAAAAUGAACUAACGGAUAGAAAGACAAACCUCACGAUCUCUCCAGUCUCACUGCUGGUUGCCUUUUCACCUCUCUCCUCUCCUCACACCCCUCUCCUCACCUUACACCUCUCCUCUGUCCUCCCUCCCCUCUCCUCUGUCCUGUCUCUCCUCCCCUCUCCU